Messenger RNA from Linum trigynum, 1788 nucleotides. NCBI's taxonomy places the organism in Eukaryota, Viridiplantae, Streptophyta, Magnoliopsida, Malpighiales, Linaceae. The record is from the annotation of a GenBank genome assembly.
AUUACAUGGGCUUACACACUAAUUCUCCUGAAAAUUCCUUAACCAACUUGCUUCACAAGUUUUCCCGCGAAAAAAAAAGAACCUAAAACCCUCUGUAACUAAAACCCACUCGAUUCCUUCUCGCCUUCUUGAAUUCGUGGUGUCAAGGAAUUUCGAUCAGUUCCACCAACUAACCAUGGCCGCUGCUUCGAUCUCAAAGUUGCGGUCCAUCCUUCUCCGCUCGGUGAAAUCCGCCGCCGCCUUCAACUCUGCCGUAGUCUCAGCUCGCUCCUUCUCCUCUUCUUCCGUCCCUCGCGCCCUCUUCCGCCCUCUCGCCGCCGCUCACUUCACGAAUUCCUCCUCUCGUUGCUACGCCACGGAGACGGACUCGUCCUUGCCUGGCGACCCGAGCCCUAAUUGGUGGAACAGGCUUCCGAUUGGCUUCGAUUCCGAGCAUUGGCUCGUGGUGAUGGAGGAGCCGGAGGGAAACCCUAGGAGGAAUACGAUCAUUAACGACUACAUUAAAACCCUAGCUCAGGUGGUCGGCAGUGAGGAGGAGGCAAGGAUGAAGAUCUACUCGGUUUCGACCAGGCAGAAUUUCGCAUUUGGGGCACUCGUGUCUGAAGAGCUUUCUUACAAGCUGAGAGAGUUGCCCAGAGUCCGUUGGGUUCUCCCUGGCUCAUAUUUGGACUUGAGGAACAAAGACUAUGGAGGGGAAACAUUCACUAAUGUGAGGCAGAAGCGGCAUAGGCAAGAAGCAGAAGAAGAAGAAGAAGAAGAAGACUGGGACUUGAAAAGUGAAAGUAAGACUGGUAGUACUUACAAGUGGGGAGGUUUGUUUCUGGAUUGGCAAUGGGAAGUAAGAGUAAGGCCAGUAUCUACAAAUUGAUAGGGAACCCUAGGGAGUCAAAGCUUGCUAGAGAUUACAGAGGUUUUGUUUUCUUAUCGGCCAUUCUGAUUACUGUGAUUACAAGAUUUGUCGUAAGCACGUGUUCAUGUUGUUGGAUUGUGAUUUUUUGUAAAUAAUUACAGCAUUGUACAAACAAGGUUCUUCUGAGUUUUAUGGAUUGGAUAAUAUAAUUGUUUGACCCUCCAACUUCCUCAGCUUAUUAUUGGUUCAGUCUAAAUGUAGCUAUGAGCCCAUAACCCUUUGUGAUUGUCAAUGCCAGCCAUUACCAGCCACUCUCCCUUUUUGCACAUCUAUUUUUUAUUUUUAAUUUUAUUUCAGUGGCUUGAGCUUUAUUUCAAUGAUUGCUCUCCAAGGAUUACAGCUAGCUUACACAUGAACAGAUGAUGGGUUUUCUUUCAAGAACAUAUCCUGAAAUUUAUUGAUGAUCCAUUUCAAGAAUUUUCUAAAUAAAUUAAUUCGAUUCAAGCGGAAUAGCUCUAGUGAGAAAUUAAACUAUCCGUAUUUCUGAUUCACGUCAAAUUUACCACCAUAAUUACGUCAAUUCAAUAAUCAUUGUGAUUUAUCUUGAUUUCGACUAUACAAUAUUUUCUCGGUCAAUUGAAAGAUUAAGUACUUAAUUGUACAUUCGUCUAAAUCGAAAAUUCCAAAAACAGCUGAAUUCAUGAACGUAUUAAUGUUGACACAUAAAUCAAAUCUCUUAUCACAUGGUCACUGGAGUUUAGUGCUGAGUAAUUCGUCUUUUAGCCAAACCCUAUAAAACAAAAGCAAAUCCGAUUCCCCUGGCAAACUCUUGUAGUUUAUGUGAAAACAGAGCAUCUUGGCUCUAGUGAAACCUGUCAUUAUUCUCCGAUCCCAAAUUAGUAGAUAAUCUUUCAGAUGAAUGAACGUUAAUUAUUAAG